CUGGGGCGGGGUCACGUGCGGCCAGCGGCCGGCCGGAGGGUGCAGGGUGAGAGCAGCGCAGAGGUGCUGGCGUUCUUGCUGGUGGUGUCCCCUGAGAGCGGUUGGGGGCAGUCGCAGCCGGCGCCGGGGCAGAAUGUCCUUGGCUUAUUGUGUCAUCUGUUGCAGAAGACUAGGAACCUCUAUGCCCUCACCAAAAAGGCGUACAUACUGGAGAGAUAUCCGAAAUAUAAUAAAAUUUACUGGAUCACUUAUUUUAGGAGGAUCUUUAUUUCUUACAUAUGAAAUUCUGGCUCUGAAGAAGUCUUUGACAUUAGACACUCAAGUGGUAGAAACAGAAAAAAUGAAGUCAUAUAUAUAUGUGCACACAGGUUCUUCAGACGGAAGAGAAAGUCAUGGGAUUGCCUGGCAGGCAAGAAAAGAACUUCACAAAGCAGUAAGAAAAAUAUUGGCAGCAUCAGCCAAGUUAUUACAGAGUCCAUUUACUGACACUUUUAGCACGGUUGAUGUAGAAGCUCAUGAGUGUGCCCUGUGGCUGCUUCUGAGGAAAAGCAAAUCAGAGGACAGGACCGCACGACUGGAGGCUGUGCGGGAAAUGUCAGAGGCCCAUCGCUGGCAUGAUUACCAGUAUAGGACAGUUGCUCAAGCCUGUGACCCAAGAACUCUUAUUGGUUUGGCACGAAGCAAAGACAGUGAUCUUCGCUUUUUUCUUCCACCACCUCGUUUGCCACCUUUAAAAGAAGAUUGUUCCACUGACGAAGAACUCAGACAGUUGCUGGCUUCUUUACCUCAAACAGAGCUAGAUGAAUGUAUCCAGUAUUUUACAUCCUUGGCUCUCAGUGAAAGCAGUCAGAGUCUGGCAGCUCAGAAGGGUGGCUUAUGGUGUUUUGGAGGAAAUGGACUUCCUUAUGCUGAGAGUUUUGGAGAAGUUCCGUCAGCUACAAUGGAAAUGUUUGGUUUGGAAGCUAUAAUAAAGCAUUCUGAGAUACCCACACACAGUGAUAGCAUUGAAGCAAAUGGCGGCUUGCAACUACUUCAGAGGCUGUACCAACUACACAAGGACUACCCUAAAAUCCAGAGAAGUAUAAUGCGUGUCAUUGGAAAUAUGGCUUUGAACGAACAUCUUCAUUCAGCAAUAGUGCACUCAGGCUGGGUGUCAAUAAUGGCAGAAGCAUUGAAGUCUCAGCACAUUAUGGAGGCUUCACACGCUGCCAGAACUCUAGCUAACCUAGACCGAGAAACUGUGCAAGAGAAAUAUCAGGAUGGUGUGUAUGUACUCCAUCCCCAGCAUCGAACAAGUCAACCCAUUAAAGCCGAUGUCCUUUUUAUUCAUGGCCUUAUGGGAGCAGCAUUCAAAACAUGGCGCCAGCAGGACAGUGAGCAGGUUAUGAUUGCAAAGGCUUGGGAGGAUGAAGACAGGUACACUACAUGCUGGCCCAAGACAUGGUUAGCAAGAGACUGUCCUGCUCUUCGAAUUAUAUCUGUGGAGUAUGAUACCAGCCUCAGUGAUUGGAGAGCAAGGUGCCCAAUGGAAAGAAAGUCCAUUGCAUUCAGAAGCAACGAACUUCUUAGGAAGCUCAAAGCUGCUGGUGUUGGGGAUAGGCCAGUAAUUUGGAUAUCACAUAGCAUGGGAGGUCUUCUUGUCAAAAAGAUGCUGUUGGAAGCCUCCAAGAAGCCAGAAAUGAGUACUGUUAUAAAGAAUACCAGAGGAAUAAUUUUUUACAGUGUCCCUCAUCAUGGAUCACGUUUAGCUGAAUACUCUGUCAAUAUUCGUUAUCUUCUCUUUCCCUCUUUGGAAGUAAAAGAACUUAGUAAAGAUUCUCCUGCACUUAAAGCACUACAGGAUGACUUUCUGGAGUUUGCUAAAGAUAAAAAGUUCCAGGUGCUGAAUUUUGUAGAGACACAGCCAACAACUAUUGGCAACAUGAUCAGACUCCAUGUGGUGCCUGAGGAAUCAGCAGACUUAGGCAUUGGAGAUCUAAUUCCCGUGGAUGUUAACCAUUUAAACAUUUGUAAGCCAAAGAAAAAGGAUGGUUUUUUGUACCAGCGUACUCUACAGUUCAUCCGUGAAACUUUAGCCAAAGAUCUUGAAAACUAACUGCUGGCUUCUUCCAUUUUUUAUGUGAAUACGUGCAAGAAAGCUGAUACUCUUACCAUGUAAGCCCUGAGUAGGAUGCAGCAGCGUGGUCUAGAGUGGUGCAGACAACAGAGUAUGGCUCUCCAUUCACACACUGGAAAGCAUGCACACCCAGUGGCAGUGACAGAAGGAGUGGCUUCUGGCUUACAGAAAUCCCACAGUGCUGGGCCUGGUGACUGAGCAAAAUUGCUGGGGCUAGAGAGACCAUCUUCUUACCUGGGAGCCCUGGUGGGCAACUCAGCUCACCGUAAACAUGCUACAGAGAGAAUGCCUAAAUGGAGAGAAGAGUGGACUAGACCAUAGAAGAUUCUGUUUUUGUUCUGGGUAUCCAUGUGCUGUAAAUUUUAAAAUAUCAGUUUAAAUUUUUAAUGUUUAACUUUCAGUUGAAUCUUUGUCUAACACGUUAUCAAUAGUAUUAACUUUGUUAGACCUGUUGUCAUGCAUGGAUGAGUUCCUUACAUGUUUUUGUUUUCAUAUUGCUGAGGACAAAUUUUUUAGAAUUCCAGUCUAUAGUAAUUCUUUACAGACCAUAGCUGUCCUAUGCUUAUCAUGUGUCCCAGAUAAGGAUUUAAUCCAUUACUGACCAGAGUAUGAAAUAAAACUGUUGUAAGCAUA
Molecule: messenger RNA, 2749 nt
Organism: Cavia porcellus (domestic guinea pig)
Lineage: Eukaryota; Metazoa; Chordata; Mammalia; Rodentia; Caviidae
Gene: Serac1
Product: serine active site containing 1
Exons: 17
Coding region: 134-2095 (653 amino acids)
Source: RefSeq, a predicted model, not a curated record